AGAGAGUUUAUGAUGCCCAGUGGCUUGCCUUUUUUUGCAAAAUUGUUGAAGGGAGCCAAAAAGUGACAGUCACAUGACUGAGGGAACAUCCGCAAAAAACAGAGUCAGCUUGAAAUGUCGAAGGCAUACUUCAAUCUCUCGUCACCAAUGUCAGUUGCCGCUGUUGUAAAGAAGGCAGCUGCCAACACCGUCAGUCAACCAAGUUCUAGACUUCGUUUACGCAAAGCGGCUCUCACUCUCACACCAGCUGCAGUUGACCGCUUAAAGUCACUCUACAAUGGCCCAGAGCCUCGUUUGCUUCGAGUUGGAGUCAAACAAAAAGGCUGUUCCGGUAACUCUUAUAGUCUGGAGUUCACCGACAAAAAGGGCAAGUUCGAUGAAGUAGUGAAACAAGAUGGUGUAACCGUUCUUGUUGAUUCCAAAGCGCUGAUCACCGUCCUUGGCUCGGAAAUGGACUAUAUCCAGAACAAGCUCUCUUCGUCAUUUGUUUUCUCUAAUCCCAACGUCAAAGAGACGUGUGGAUGUGGUGAGAGCUUCAAAAUCUAGAGAACCUUUUUUUAAUAUCGUUUCAGUAUUGUAUAAUAGUUGUAAACCCUCCUCAUUCAAUCAAUGUAUAACCUCAUCCUCCAUUUUGCUUUGAAAGUAAAGAAUUCAAUGUUCACAUGUUCGUGUGGUCAAACACAUACUGCACUAAUUUUUGGCACAGGCUAAAACCCACUUCUUUU
Molecule: messenger RNA, 725 nt
Organism: Umbelopsis ramanniana AG
Lineage: Eukaryota; Fungi; Mucoromycota; Umbelopsidomycetes; Umbelopsidales; Umbelopsidaceae
Exons: 3
Coding region: 115-546 (143 amino acids)
Biological process (GO): iron-sulfur cluster assembly
Cellular component (GO): mitochondrion; cytoplasm
Molecular function (GO): 2 iron, 2 sulfur cluster binding
Source: RefSeq, a predicted model, not a curated record